UUUAGUCAUGCCCUUCCUCUCCUAUAUAAAUACACACCAAUCCCUUUCAACUACUACAAACCCUACUGAUCCACAUAUAUCUAAUCUCUCUCUUUCAAACUUUCUCUCUAAAAUCUCUAAAUAAAAAAGAAAGGAAAAAAAAAAAAAAAAAACAAUGGACUUGGUAGCAAAAAUGGCUGCAAAGAAAGCUGUAGUCAUCUUUACCAAGAGUACAUGUUGCAUGUGUCACGCAAUUGAAAGGUUGUUUUACGAUCAAGGAGCGAGCCCAGAGAUUCACGAACUUGAUCGGGAAUCGAGAGGCAAGGAAAUGGAGUCUGCCCUCUCCAAGACGUUGGGUUGCAGUCCAACCGUGCCAGUCGUGUUCAUUGGCGGAAAGCUUAUCGGAUCUGCCAACACUGUCAUGACUCUUCAUCUCAAUGGUUCCCUAAAAAAAUUGCUAAAGGAAGCUGGAGCUAUAUGGCUUUGAUGUUUUGAACUUAAAUUAGUAAAAAUCGAACAAAAGGGUCCUUUUUUUUUUAUCCUUUUGUGUGUAAAAAUAUGCUUAAGUAUAAUAAUGGUUGAAAUAAGUAACAAAGUUGAUGAAGUUGAUGACUUAUGUAAUAUAUUUUCCAUUUUUUCAGUUUUAUCCCUCAAGUUUAAUAUAUUUCCUUUGGCCCUUUUUUUGUUUCUA
This is a messenger RNA of Cucumis melo (muskmelon), 670 nucleotides long. RefSeq names its product monothiol glutaredoxin-S10. The transcript has a single exon. The record is from RefSeq and is a predicted model, not a curated record. The coding region runs from base 155 to 466 and encodes 103 amino acids. Lineage: Eukaryota; Viridiplantae; Streptophyta; Magnoliopsida; Cucurbitales; Cucurbitaceae.